AUGAUAGGAGGACAAGCUUAUCCUCUACGUGCUUCGAUUGAUAUAGCACACCUUUAUAAAGGAUUUGCGCCAACUGCAGAUCAGUAUCGAUAUGCUUUAACAAAUUCAAACGGCGGUAACAUACUGGAGUCAACACAACGACAUCAGCCAGCAGGUAUCCGUUCAACGGGUAACGAAUUCUUUAAUAGAAGUCAUACCAUUUAUGAUGUUCCUUCGCUUCCUCAAGCUUACAACCCUAUCUAUCCUCCCCUUUCAAGCAACAUGAACCAGUCUAAUGAAAUUGUCACCAUUAUCUUGAAGGCAAAUGUGACGGGGCUCAAUGAAAUCUUGACCGAUCCACUGCGUGAACACGAGUAUACAGAAGUUUCCCAAAUGACCUACAUCGCUAAUAAAGAGAUCUUUACUUUUCAGCAUGCUGGUAUAAAGAAUAGUGGCAAAUCGACGAAAGAUUUUGCCAAGCAAUCUUUCAAACUAAAAUUGAAUCAGUUUGCUAAAACCAAAGAUAUGUUAUACGGUCGGACAACUUUUAAGUUGAGAGCUCAACAAACCGAUCCUUCGAUCAUUCGUGAGAAGCUGGCCUAUGAUUGCUUGGGAGCUGCCGGCGCUGCUACUCUACAAGGGCAUUUUGCUCGCCUUUUUAUCAAUGAAGAAGCUUUUGGUCUCUUCCUCAUGUCAGACGACAGUGGUAGUACUUUUAUCAAUGAUGUUCUACAUAGCGGUGAUCAGUCCUACGGAAAUACAGGGCCUACUUAUAAAGGCAAUGCUAUGUCACCUCAACUUGAAGGCAAUCUCGUUUAUAUAGAUGACUCAGUCGCAUCUUAUGACUCUGACGUUUACGACAUCGACGAUUACGGAAAUAUGAAGACCACUCUCAAUAAAACAAACCAGCUUGUUCCCUUGAUAGAAUUCAUGAAACAGCUGAGCUCUAUCGACUCUACUCGAGACAUCGACGUCAAUACUCGAGGCGCAUUAGAAAAACUUAUUCACUCUCCUCAGCAUCUCAUUCUUCAUAUGGCUGUGAACUUUUUAAUUGGAGCUACUGAUGGUUUUUGGCGACAAGCUAGUAAUUACUAUCUUCAACUCGAUACAGGCUCGCACCUCUGGACACUGAUCAGUUUCGACUUUGAUGAAACUUUCGGCCUCAACAUUGAGCGAUCCGUGGCCACUGAGCCAUAUACCAGCUAUUCUCGUCCCAACUCCCAAAGACCUCUCAUUGACGCUGUGCUCAAAUCCCCUUACUAUAAAGCCGAGUUUGAGAAAACGAUACAGACGCUUGUAAAAAGGUUUUUCAAACCGAGUGUCAUCAACCCUCGAUUGGAAGCUUUAGAAGCAAUGCUGCGUGAAGAUUUUGAGUGGGAUUUAGCAAUUCCUAGAAAAUCUCCUGGUGCUGUUCCUAUGUGGUCCCUUACAACCUUUGAGAAGAGCUUAAAGAAAACGGAUGAAGGCGAUGAGGCAAGUGUGGCGGAAUGGGUACAGCUGAGGGCGGUGUCUCUACAACAGCAAUUAAAGUUCUCUGACGUCGACGAUUUGCCACCUUUGGAGCCUUAUGUGAAUAAGUACGUUUGGGAUCCUAACCAUCCCGAUAAAAUAUCAUCGAGUAACGAAAAUGUUAAAACUUCUGUUGCCGUUCAGCCAUACAGUAAAUUGCCAGUCGUUGUGCUUGGAAGUAUUGCAAUGGUCAUAUUUAUUCAGGUCAUAAUCUAG
This is a messenger RNA of Mycotypha africana, 1704 nucleotides long. RefSeq names its product coth protein-domain-containing protein. Bases 1 to 1704 code for a protein of 567 amino acids. The record is from RefSeq and is a predicted model, not a curated record. Lineage: Eukaryota; Fungi; Mucoromycota; Mucoromycetes; Mucorales; Mycotyphaceae. The transcript is spliced from 3 exons.